AGAAUAAGUUGGUCAGUUCGGUAACAACACAACACACUUUAAAGUUCGAUGAUAUUUAUACACAACAACUCACACAUCUUGAAGCCGGCCGGAGACGCGCAGAGAAGCUUUUCUUUAAGUGAUCGCUCACCUGUGAGGUCGUUUCAUAAACCUUCUUUGUAAUUAUUGUGCAAUCCGGUUCAUCGGUAUACACGAAGCAUGACACUCGACUGGGGUUAUGGAUCGAAAAAUGGUCCCCAAACAUGGACAUCCCAUUUUCCUGACGCGGCUGGUGAACGCCAAAGUCCCAUCGACAUUAAACCCGUAGACGUGAAAAUCUUAAACACCAACAAGAAAUUACAUUGGAAAUACGAAACCGAAAAUUUGGCCGAAAUUUCCAACACCGGUGCCAACUGGAAGGUUGAUGUUAAAGGGAAAGGAUCAGAAUUAGCCGGAGGGCCGCUUCUAUACGAAUACGUGUUAAACCAGUUCCACUGCCACUGGGGGGAAUCCAAUGAUAAAGGCUCAGAACAUACGAUAAACGGUCAACAUUUUGCUGGUGAACUCCAUCUGGUGCACUGGAAUUCUGCAAAAUAUUCCUCCAUUGAGGAAGCAGCGAGAAAUCCUGACGGAUUGUGCGUACUAGGAGUGUUUUUAAAGCCCGGCAAAAAACACGAAGAAUUAGAUAAAGUCGUGAGGCAACUAAACAAAAUUCAGUACAAGAACCAAUGUUGCAGGAUACUGGAAUCGGUUGAUCCCAGUAAUUUUCUUCCAGAAAACUCUGGAUACUACACUUAUCACGGAUCUCUCACCACACCUCCUUGCUUGGAAUGUGUUGUCUGGAUAAUUUUUAAAGAACCCGUUGAAGUAUCAACAGAACAGCUGGAAGCCUUCAGAAAUUUGAAAUCCUUCUGCAAGGAAGAAAAAUAUUGCGACGAAUACGAUGGAUUCGUAAAGAGAAAUUUCAGACCGACUCUGCCGGUAGGACAACGAGAAGUCAAAGAAUGCAGACAAUAAAACAUUUUAUAACAGCGACGAAACAAGGAUUUAUAGUCGAGUCGAUGUAUAAAUAUAAGCACGUCGACGAAUAACCUAUAACGCGAGACGCACAUAGUUAAAAUUAAUUAGCUUUCACAGGCGGAGACGAAAUUUUCAUUCGUAUCAAUUUCAUGGCCCGCGUCCUCGAAUCGCACAAGAAAACCGAUUCGAUCAUUGCUUUAUUAAUUUGCUUAUUAGCAUAGCUAAUGCGGUUUUACUUAAACGUUCCUAAUUCAAUAAUUUUGGAUACUUUUUUUACCUAUUAG
Molecule: messenger RNA, 1283 nt
Organism: Phyllotreta striolata
Lineage: Eukaryota; Metazoa; Arthropoda; Insecta; Coleoptera; Chrysomelidae
Source: the annotation of a GenBank genome assembly